Molecule: messenger RNA, 881 nt
Organism: Prunus persica (peach)
Lineage: Eukaryota; Viridiplantae; Streptophyta; Magnoliopsida; Rosales; Rosaceae
Exons: 1
Coding region: 49-657 (202 amino acids)
Source: RefSeq, a predicted model, not a curated record
AAAACACAACUCAGCCCCAACUCUCACUCUCUUUAUCUAUACAAAUCCAUGGCCGACGAGAACGCAAACCAGUCAAUCAUGGAGCCAAAAUCAUGGCACCCUCUUCACCAAAUCGCAGAGUCUCCAAGCCACAAGCUUCUGCUUAAGCAAUGGCUGAAAGAAGAAGAGCUAAUCCUCAACAGGGUCUCUCUGAAAGAGAACCAAAUCGACUCCGUUCGCAAAGAGAUCACAAUGCUCUUCAUAUUCUUCUUCCUCUUCCACUCCACAGCUCUCAUCCUUCUCUUCAGUUCCUCCUCGAGGGACCCACAUGGGUUUGCAUGCCGCCGGUCUUGGAUCCCGUCACUCUGUUCUCUCUGCUUCUCUCUGGGGAUCAUUUGGGCCAUAAGGUACAAGACUGACAUGGAAGGUCACUUGGAGAAGCUUCUGGAGAGAGAGAAAGAGGAUAAAAAUCUUCUGGGCAAGUGCAUCGAGGAGUUGAAGAAGAAGGGUUUGGAAUUUGAUUUGUUGAAGGAAGUUGAUGCGCUUAGGAGGGCCAAGAGUUUGAGAGUUGAAGCUAAAGAGGUGAGGAAGUGGUCUGCUAGGGACUUUGUGACUUUGUUUUUCUUCACAGUGUCUUGCUUUGUGCUUGUUAUCACAAGGGCUAUUUUAUGUAACUAGGAGUUUGACAAAUGGGGUAGAUUUUGGGAUUGGAUUAGUUGGUUCUUAGAUUCAUGUUCUAUUUUGGGUUGGAUGGGUUUUGCCAUAAGAUUUUGGAUUCUGUCAAAGAAUUGGUGGUGGGAUAAAUUGGAAGCAAAUUGACGGCAGAAUGUUUUGUUCUGCUUAUUUGUAAUUUGGGGAAUUUACCAUGACAUAGUUAUGAAACAAAUUUGGAUGACUGCUUA